Molecule: messenger RNA, 1623 nt
Organism: Fraxinus pennsylvanica
Lineage: Eukaryota; Viridiplantae; Streptophyta; Magnoliopsida; Lamiales; Oleaceae
Source: the annotation of a GenBank genome assembly
AUGGCUUUAACACUUCGUUCUUCAACUUCUUUUAUCAAUCUUAAAGAUAAUAGAAGCUUUAAAACUUCAGAAGAUUUCUCUACCAUGGUUGGCUUUCCACAAAUCAAGCCAUCAACCCAGCUUCGAGCAAAACAUUCCACGCACGAAGUUCACAUCCCAGUGCUCGAAAGAGUUGACCAAAAUGAGAAGCUUCAUGGGAUGGAAAUUCCUCAUGACCAUAAAGGUUUGAGGGUACCUGUUUUUGUGAUGCUGCCACUCGACACCAUAUCGAUAGGCGGCAACUUAAACAAGACAAGAGCCAUGAAUGCUAGCUUGAUGGCUUUGAAGAGUGCCGGAAUCGAAGGAGUAAUGGUCGAUGCAUGGUGGGGAUUGGUCGAGAAAGAUGGACCUUUAAAUUACAACUGGGAAGGGUAUGCUGAGCUUGUAAACAUGGUCGAAAAACACGGCUUGAAGCUUCAAGUUGUCAUGUCUUUCCAUCAGUGUGGAGGAAACGUUGGAGACUCUUGCAGCAUUCCUCUGCCUCCAUGGGUUCUUGAAGAGAUCAGCAAAAAUCCCGACCUUGUCUACACAGAUAGGUCAGGUCGGCGCAACCCAGAGUAUAUCUCAUUGGGCUGCGAUUCGUUGCCUGUUCUCAGAGGAAGAACACCAAUUCAGGCCUAUUCCGACUAUAUGAAGAGUUUCAGAGAAAGAUUCAAGAACUAUAUGGGAAAGGUUAUAGUGGAGAUACAAGUGGGGAUGGGACCUUGUGGAGAGUUAAGGUAUCCAUCCUAUCCGGAAAGCAACGGAACCUGGAGGUUUCCAGGAAUUGGUGAAUUUCAGUGUUAUGACAAGUACAUGAGAGCUUCACUGGCAGCUUCAGCAGAAGCAAUAGGGAAGGAUGAAUGGGGACAAGGAGGGCCAGUUGACGCGGGACAAUACAACCAAUUCCCAGAAGAAACUGGAUUUUUCCGAAGGGACGGUACUUGGAACAAUGACUAUGGAAAUUUUUUCUUGGAAUGGUAUUCUGGAAAACUACUUGACCAUGGAGAGAAAAUCCUGGGAGCAGCUAAAGGAAUAUUCCAAGGAAGUGGAGCUAAACUAUCUGGGAAAGUUGCUGGAAUUCAUUGGCACUACAACACAAGAUCGCAUGCAGCCGAAUUAACAGCAGGAUAUUAUAAUACUAGGCACCAUGAUGGUUACUUACCAAUAGCCCAAAUGAUGGGUAAACACGGAGUUGUAUUGAACUUUACGUGCAUGGAAAUGAGAGAUGGAGAACAACCAGAGUAUGCCAAGUGCUCACCUGAAGGUCUAGUUCGCCAAGUUAAGAUGGCAACAAGAACAGCUGGAACAGAACUUGCUGGAGAAAAUGCACUGGAGAGGUAUGAUUCAGGAUCAUACUCACAAGUUUUGGCAACAAGUAGGUCGGAUUCUGGAAAUGGACUGAGUGCAUUUACAUAUUUGAGGAUGAAUAAGCAGUUGUUUGAAGCAGAGAAUUGGAGGAAUUUGGUUGAAUUUGUAAAAAGCAUGUCAGAAGGUGGUCGAAACAAGAGACUUUCGGAGAUGGACUCGAGCAGGACAGAUCUGUAUGUCGGAUUUAUCAAAGAAAAAAAUGUGAAGGAGAUGAACAAGGUUGCCCUUGUGUAA